AUGCUUGAAGCAGGAGAUAGAGAAAUUGAGGACAUCCUAAGGCAUGCUGGAGGUAGGAGAGCAAAUGAUACAGCUCACCCUGCUGUACCUGUCACUGUUGCUGACAAUCGAACCGCGGUAAAUGAUGGCUGGAGAAUAUCAAAUUUUUUCUCAGGUGAUUUGGUGAAGUACUUCAUGUUCAGAAGGGGCAGAGAUUCUCCAAGCGAUGCUCGAACUGCACUUCUAGUUAUAGCAGUAUUGGUGGCAACAGCGACAUUUCAAGCCGGACUCAACCCUCCAGGCGGUGUUUGGCAGGACACAGACUUAACUGGGGCUCCGUAA
Ziziphus jujuba (common jujube) is the source of this 321-nucleotide messenger RNA. RefSeq lists its product as uncharacterized. The transcript is spliced from 2 exons. Lineage: Eukaryota; Viridiplantae; Streptophyta; Magnoliopsida; Rosales; Rhamnaceae. The record is from RefSeq and is a predicted model, not a curated record. The coding region runs from base 1 to 321 and encodes 106 amino acids.